CUUCCGAACUCUGUGAACGUCAAAACGACGACGAAGCCAGGCAAACCUAUCGUCAACGACAUUGAAUCAUCACCAUCACCAACCCUGAUCAAAAUCCAGAGAAAUUCCCCAAUUAUAAUGGGAGAAGACGACGGAAAAAAGCGAAGAAUAGUGGUGGAAUCCUUAGGAUGGCUAACAGAAUCCUCAAUUUUACCUAAAAAACACAAAGCCAUUGAAGGAGUAGGUCCUUCUUCAAUCCUCGAACUCAAAGCUCAGCUAUACAAAUCCCAAGAAGAAUCCAAAUCCUCCAAACACUCCGCCGCUCCCACUUCUGACGCCACCUACCACCGCGUCAAGAAAAAGAUCACCCCCGUCGAUACCUUCUCCGCCAAAAACUCCGGCGUCGAAUCCCGCGCUCUCAAGGAUAAGUUGGAGCUAAAAGCGAUUAAAGAUGGAACAGCAAGCUAUGCUGCAUUGGAGAAAAAGGCGGAGAUGUAUGAUAAGUUAGUGAGAGGAGAGUUGCCUGAUGAGGAGGAUGAGGAGAAGUAUUGUGUUGAUUUUUUCCGGAAGGGAAUUGAACAAGAAGAUUCGCAGCUGCCGCAAAUUCAUGAUAAUUCUGAUGUACGGGAACAGAAACAAGAAGUUGAUGCCGAGAAUGUGAAUGAUAAUGAGCCUGUUUUAUAUGAUGUGAAAUUUGCAGGUCUUGGAAGAACAGCUGCAACUAUGGACAGAGAUGAACACAAGCGUUUCGUUAGGGAAGUUCAUGAAGAAGUAAAUCAAGCGAGAGAAAAGGUGUCUGUGUUGAAGAUGCGUAGGCAAGAGCAGGCAACAGCUCAUCGCGAGAAAUUAAGACAAGCUUAUCUUCGUAAAAAAUUAGAGAAACUCAAAGCUGCAUCUACUACUGAGCAGACAUGAGCAGUCGAAGUGGGGAACACGCUAAGCCAAUUUCUCUUUGAGACCAUUUCAAGUAUGUGAGUUGCUGUGUAACUCAUAAACAAGUGUAAAAAUGGGAAAUUUUUGUAAAACUUAGUUUGUAUAUUUCAUGUAAACUCAAAAAAAGAAGUUAUGGAGCCGUCAAUUAUCUUAA
Messenger RNA from Mercurialis annua (annual mercury), 1066 nucleotides. RefSeq lists its product as uncharacterized. NCBI's taxonomy places the organism in Eukaryota, Viridiplantae, Streptophyta, Magnoliopsida, Malpighiales, Euphorbiaceae. The coding region runs from base 118 to 894 and encodes 258 amino acids. Gene Ontology annotation, cellular component: nucleus. The record is from RefSeq and is a predicted model, not a curated record. The transcript is spliced from 3 exons.